Molecule: messenger RNA, 432 nt
Organism: Fraxinus pennsylvanica
Lineage: Eukaryota; Viridiplantae; Streptophyta; Magnoliopsida; Lamiales; Oleaceae
Source: the annotation of a GenBank genome assembly
AUGGAUGGCAAAAAGAGAGAGCUACAUUUUGUGUUCAUGAAUUAUGAUCCUGAAUAUGAGCGCCUUCGAUCCAACAGAACAAAAAAAGGUGAAAAUGAGCGUGAUUUGUACUUAAGUAGGAAACACGAUGAGCUAUUGGCAAAGAAUCUCCAACCCGGAAGCUACACGAAAACCCUCUCAUUGGUCAUUGUCGACGGAUUUGCAGUAGAAAUCACCAAUGAACAGAUAAAGUGGACUACUCAGAAGCCUAUGAAAUGUAUCACAUCAUCUGAACCUAAGGAAUCUGCCUUUGUUUAUUAUUCACCCCUCAGCCUUUGUUUUGGUAAUCGAGAUGCGAGUACUGAAUGUUGGCUGUCCGGAGAAUGGACCGUAAGGAAAAAUCCAACAAGUGCGCGACAACAUGAGAGAAAAUACAAAAAAAUCAUGAUGUAG